CUUCUUUCCCCCACCACUACAUAGUGUUACAGUACCGUGAACCUCGUUUCGCUGGCGUUUACCCCUCCACAAAAGCGGCAGCCAUCUUUGUUUUGCGGCAUCUGAUCCGGCAUCAAACAUCCUCCACCGACCUAGUUCGAUUGAAGAGAGUAACUCAGGAGUGGAAAUAGAUCCUCAAACAUUGAAGGGACCCCUCUUUCGGCCUCUGAUAGAGCCGCAAAACUAACGAUAAUGGCUCAGCGCUUUCCGUCGGGGCCUGCCCCCGUCCCCGGAGGCCCUCCGCAGAGAUUUGCGCCGCCCCCGGGCUCAAUGCGGCAGUACAGCGGCCCUAAUUUUAAUCCAAUGCAACAGCGUCCACCGAGUAAUUUCGGAGGUCCGAUGGUUGGAUCGCCCAGCGGCCCUGUAUUGAUGCAACGGCCCCCGAUGCAGCCUUACGUUGGUAUGAGGCCAGGAAUGCCGCCUGCGCCCGGAAGUGUCAAAAGACCGGUCGACUCAAGGGUCAUGAUGCCUCAGCCGCCAAAAAACAAGAAGAAGAAGAAGCUGGCAGACAAAAUCUUGCCUCAGAAAGUGCGUGACCUCGUCCCUGAGUCGCAGGCCUACAUGGAUUUGUUGGCUUUUGAACGGAAGUUGGAUGCCACCAUCAUGCGGAAGCGUCUGGACAUUCAGGAGGCGCUCAAAAGACCGAUGAAGCAGAAGAAGAAGCUGCGGAUAUUUAUCUCAAACACUUUCUAUCCAGCCAAAGAGCCUGGGGAGACUGAAGAAGGCACAGUGGCCUCGUGGGAAUUGAGAGUCGAGGGACGUCUUUUAGACGACAACAAAAAUGAUCCGAAUAAGGUCAAAAGAAAAUUUUCGUCAUUCUUCAAAAGUCUGGUGAUAGAGCUGGACAAAAACUUGUACGGCCCGGACAAUCAUCUUGUGGAGUGGCACCGGACACCAACCACUCAAGAAACGGACGGCUUCCAGGUGAAGCGGCCUGGAGACAAAAACGUCUCAUGCACCAUCCUGCUGCUGCUCGACUACCAGCCGCUCCAGUUCAAGCUGGACCCUCGUUUGGCCCGACUGCUGGGCGUCCACACUCAGACACGUCCGGUCAUCAUAAGCGCCCUGUGGCAGUACAUUAAGACGCACAAGCUGCAGGACUCGCAUGAACGGGAAUUUAUCAAUUGUGACAAGUACCUUGAGCAGAUCUUCGCCUGCCAGAGGAUGAAGUUUGCCGAGAUUCCGCAGCGUCUCAACCCUCUUUUGCACCCUCCUGAUCCGAUUGUCAUCAACCACACCAUCAGCGUGGAAGGUGUGGAGCAGAAACAGACUGCCUGUUAUGACAUAGAUGUCGAGGUAGACGACACUCUCAAGACGCAGAUGAACAACUUCCUGCUCUCCACCGCAAGUCAGCAGGAAAUUCAGAGUCUGGAUAACAAAAUCCAUGAGACCGUUGAGACAAUCAACCAGCUGAAGACCAAUCGAGAGUUUUUCCUCAGUUUUGCCAAGGACCCGCAACAGUUUAUUCACAAGUGGAUCAUUUCCCAAACCAGAGAUAUUAAGACCAUGACGGAUGUAGUCGGAAAUCCCGAGGAAGAACGACGGUCAGAGUUUUACUACCAGCCUUGGGCACAAGAGGCUGUUUGCCGCUAUUUCUACACCAAAGUGCAGCAAAAGAGGGCCGAACUGGAACAGGCUCUUGGAAUCCGUAGCUCUUAGAAUUCUCGUCAAUGGCAUUUUAGUUCUCACACCUAAUUUUAUGUGCAUGUUAAGGUUUUCUUGUAAGUUUAAUGGUGAAUUUAUUAAAUAAUUUUCCGACUUAAAGA
Messenger RNA from Neocloeon triangulifer, 1805 nucleotides. RefSeq names its product brahma-associated protein of 60 kDa (gene Bap60). Gene Ontology annotation, cellular component: nucleus; SWI/SNF complex. Bases 232 to 1698 code for a protein of 488 amino acids. Gene Ontology annotation, biological process: regulation of transcription by RNA polymerase II. The record is from RefSeq and is a predicted model, not a curated record. The transcript has 7 exons. Lineage: Eukaryota; Metazoa; Arthropoda; Insecta; Ephemeroptera; Baetidae.